GUGUUUCAUUUGCUUUCAGCUUUUUUUAGACUGUCGAGCAGUAGCUGGUAUCCAGUGCAUGUUGUAUGUGUAAAUAAUUCACAUUUGUUAAAUCAUCUGUUUGUUAAUUUUUAUAAUCUUAGGAAUAUGCCGGAAAACGGUCACCAAAAUCUUGCUAUGGUCACCUGCACUGCACCAGUGAACAUUGCGGUCAUUAAAUACUGGGGGAAACGCGAUGAAGAUCUCAUUCUGCCAAUCAAUUCAUCCCUCAGUGUGACAUUGCAUCAGGAGCAGCUCAAAACAAUGACAACAAUUGCAUGCAGCAGAAGUUUCCAGCAAGACCGCAUCUGGUUGAAUGGCAAGGAGGAGGAUAUCAGCUGCCCCAGGUUGCAGUCAUGUCUGCAGGAAAUUCGAAGGUUAGCUCGCAAGAGACGGAAUACUGGCGAUCCAACUUCUGAUGUCAGCAUAGUGUCCAACAAGGUCCAUAUCUGCUCUGUGAAUAAUUUCCCCACUGCUGCAGGACUGGCAUCCUCUGCAGCAGGCUAUGCCUGUCUAGUGUACACACUGUCACAGUUGUUCGGUGUGGAGGGUGAGCUGUCUGCAGUGGCACGACAGGGCUCUGGCAGUGCAUGCAGGAGUUUGUAUGGUGGCUUUGUCCAGUGGAAGAUGGGGGAAUGGUCAGAUGGGAAAGACAGUAUCGCUGAACAAGUGGAAUCUGAGUCGUACUGGCCAGAGCUCAGAGUAUUGAUCCUAGUGGUGAGUGCUGAGCAGAAGUCUGUUGGGAGCACGUCUGGAAUGCACACUAGUGUGAAAACAAGUCAACUUCUGAAGUACCGGGCCAGUGUUGUGGUGCCCUGUCAUAUGGAGGAGAUGAUCAGGGUUAUUCGACAACGAAACUUCCAGGCAUUUGGUGAGCUGACCAUGAAAGACAGUAAUCAGUUUCAUGCCACCUGCCUGGACACCUACCCACCCAUAUUCUACCUGAACAACGUAUCGCACCGGAUCAUCAGCCUUGUGCACCGCUACAACCAGUACUAUGGAGAGACCAGGGUGGCAUAUACCUUUGAUGCCGGGCCUAAUGCUGUUAUUUACACCUUGCAAGAGCACUUACCAGAGUUUGUACAGGUGGUUCGUCAUUUCUUUCCCUCAGAAGCCAAUGGAUCAGAGUUUGUCAGAGGUCUUCCUGUAUGUUCAGCUGACCUCUCUGAGGAGCUGAAGAGAGACAUUAAUAUGGAGCCCACUCCAAAGGGCAUACACUACAUAAUCAGCACUAAGGCUGGUCCUGGACCAUGUGUGGUGGAGGAUCCAAGCCAACAUUUGUUGGGUGUUGACGGGCUGCCCAAGAAGAGAGUAGUAUCAGAAUAACCUUAAAGAUCUUUGUAGAUCAAGAAAACAAAAGAAAAGAUUUUUCAUAGAUAGUUUGUAAAUAUAUUUCAAUAUAAAUUGUUGUGUAACGAGUAUAUUUACUUUAAUUAAAAUAAUGAUUUUAAUGAUGA
Messenger RNA from Megalobrama amblycephala (Wuchang bream), 1475 nucleotides. RefSeq names its product mevalonate (diphospho) decarboxylase a (gene mvda). Gene Ontology annotation, cellular component: cytosol. The transcript is spliced from 10 exons. Gene Ontology annotation, molecular function: diphosphomevalonate decarboxylase activity; ATP binding. The coding region runs from base 127 to 1344 and encodes 405 amino acids. The record is from RefSeq and is a predicted model, not a curated record. Gene Ontology annotation, biological process: isoprenoid biosynthetic process; isopentenyl diphosphate biosynthetic process, mevalonate pathway. Lineage: Eukaryota; Metazoa; Chordata; Actinopteri; Cypriniformes; Xenocyprididae.